This is a messenger RNA of Perognathus longimembris pacificus (Pacific pocket mouse), 1728 nucleotides long. Its product is annotated as basic proline-rich protein-like. The record is from RefSeq and is a predicted model, not a curated record. The coding region runs from base 1 to 1728 and encodes 575 amino acids. The transcript is spliced from 4 exons. Lineage: Eukaryota; Metazoa; Chordata; Mammalia; Rodentia; Heteromyidae.
AUGCCGCCCCUCGGAGACGGGAGGCGGGAGACGGGAGGCGGGAGACGGGAGGCGGGAGACGGGAGGCGGGAGACGGGAGACGGGAGACGGGAGACGGGAGGCGGGAGGCGGGAGACGGGAGACGGGAGACGGGAGACGGGAGGCGGGAGACGGGAGACGGGAGGCGGGAGACGGGAGACGGGAGACGGGAGGCGGGAGGCGGGAGACGGGAGACGGGAGACAGCGACAGGAGACAGGCCUGCGCCACCGCCACCGCCACAGCCACCGCCACCACCACCGCCACCGGACACGGCUGUGCGCACGGAGCCCGGAACAACGUCGCACCCCCCGACGGUGACCGGGGUGGCCCCGGGGGCUGACGAGCUCCGCGGCCGUCCUCCUCCCCCGGCACCCCGAGUCGGGAAGCUCACCCCGUCCCGCGUCCCGGCUGCUCGCUGUGGCAGCCUGCACAAAGCGGCCUGUGUCCGCCGCUCGCCUCCCACCGCGUGUCCACCCGUCCCCCCAGGGGCUCUGGCUGGGAAGGAGGCCUCUUCUUCCUCUUCUCCCCUGGCCUCCCCUCCCCGCUCUGGAGCCAAGUCUCUCCGAGCCUCCGCGGGGCCGGGUCUGGGCGCUCCUCCAGCCGCCUUCGGGCGCGUGGUAUCCAUCAGGGCCCCGCAUCUGCGCAGGCUCCAGGGCUCCCCCGAGGGCAGCCAGCCCGGCCCGGGGACCCGAACACGCCUGCAGGCCAUGCGCUCGAGGGGCCGAGCCGCCCGGGCCCGGGAGGACUGGCCCCCAGCCACCGCCGGGCCGAGGGGUGUCCCUGCCCCCCGCACACCUGCAAGCCGCCUCUCUCUCUGCACGUUUGGGGGUCACACGCCGGGCACCCCCCCGGGGGGUCCCUGUCGCUGCUCUGACCUUUGCACUAGCCUUUCCAGAGCCUCCUUGCUCGGCACGGAGACCUCCAGGGCCCCGGCCCCUCGGGGUGCGGGGCGCGGGGCCGCGCGCGGCGGGGACGGGCGGGUAACGGAAACCGUCGGGAGCCCCGGGCCGGCGCCCCCGCGUCCACCGCCCGCCGAGCCAGCGAGCGAGGGCGGCGCCCCGGGCCGGGGGUCGGGGAGGGGGGCGCCGGGCCGGGGCUCCCCGAGGGCGCAACCGGUGAGUCCCCGGGCGCCUGACCGGACCGAUCCCCGACCCCCGACCCCCCGACCCCGACCCCGACCCCCCAUCCCCCGACCCGGAUCCCCACCCCGACCCCCCAUCCCGACCCGACCCCGACCCCCCCGACCCCCGAUCCCCCGACCCGGAUCCCACCCCGACCCCCCAUCCCGACCCGACCCCGACCCCCCGACCCCCGAUCCCCCGACCCGGAUCCCCACCCCGACCCGGAUCCCCACCCCGACCCCCCCAUCCCGACCCGACCCCGACCCCCCGACCCGGAUCCCCACCCCGACCCCCCAUCCCGACCCGACCCCGACCCCCCGACCCGGAUCCCCACCCCGACCCCCCAUCCCGACCCGACCCCCCGAUCCCGACCCGACCCCCCGACCCCCGACCCGACCCCGACCCCCGAUCUCCUCAUCCCCGACCCCCCGAUCCCCCGACCCGACCCCGACCCGACCCCCCCCGACCCUGACCCGACCCCGACCCCCCCGACCCGGAUCCCGACCCGACCGCGAUCCCGACCCUGACCCGACCCCGCCCCCUCGACCCCGAUCCCGACCCCGGCCCCCGACCCCGGGCGGUGGCUGA